ACUCGUCAGAGAUUCCCUGUAACGCGGCAACAUGACGAAAUAACAGAGAAAGUUUGGGAUAAGCAGCAGAGAGCAAUACACGUCCAAGACUAGACGGUCGUUAUAACCCUUUUUAAAGGGGCUCCUCUCUCCAUCUCGCAGUCUCAAGACGUAAACCCUAGUGAACCCUCCCCCAGAAACAUUUGCCGACUAUUGCCUAGCUUACUGAAUCUCUCUCUCUCCUCUCUCUAUCAUCUUAAGGAAAAGUUGUGUAUAGCUUGAAGUCUCAAUUUUGGGUGGAUUAGUUCUGCUGAAAGUUUCUGUUCCUUUGGGAGAUAAAAAGAGAAAUCAAAUGCCGGAAGAAGAUUUGGUGGAACUUAAAUUCCGGUUAUAUGACGGUUCAGAUGUUGGCCCGUUUCAUUACUCUCCAACCGCCACAGUCUCAAUGCUCAAGGAGAGAAUCCUCUCCGAGUGGCCCAAAGACAAGAAGAUUGUUCCAAGAACAGCUAAUGACAUCAAGCUGAUAAACGCUGGUAAGAUUUUGGAGAGCGGUAAAACUGUUGCACAGUGCAAAGCUCCAUUUGAUGAUCUCCCUAAAUCAGUCAUCACAAUGCAUGUUGUCGUGCAACCCGCUCCAACAAAAGCAAGACCAGGUCUUUGUUCUCUUGGUUUUCUUAUUACAAUCUUGUUUUUGUGGAAUGAAUGGUUUGUGAGUUCUUGAAAGAUAAAAUCUCCUAAUAUCAUUGGUUUCUUGUUGUAGAGAAGAAAAUUGAAGAGGAAGAAGUCCCACAGAGAAGCUUUUGCUCAUGUAUCAUUAUGUGAUAAUGAGUUCAAUAUUAUGUAUUCAUCAGAAGUUCAAAAGAAAGCUUCAUCAGUGGCUUUACAAAACUGGGGCUAUUGAAUCUUUUUCUCUUGCAUUGUGAUGAAAACUCCUUAAUUAUAUAUAUAGAAGAGUUCAAUUUUA
This is a messenger RNA of Raphanus sativus (radish), 943 nucleotides long. RefSeq names its product membrane-anchored ubiquitin-fold protein 4. The record is from RefSeq and is a predicted model, not a curated record. NCBI's taxonomy places the organism in Eukaryota, Viridiplantae, Streptophyta, Magnoliopsida, Brassicales, Brassicaceae. Bases 332 to 700 code for a protein of 122 amino acids. Gene Ontology annotation, molecular function: protein binding. The transcript has 3 exons.